Equus caballus (horse) is the source of this 8795-nucleotide messenger RNA. It is a transcript of the gene PAX5, whose product is annotated as paired box 5. NCBI's taxonomy places the organism in Eukaryota, Metazoa, Chordata, Mammalia, Perissodactyla, Equidae. Gene Ontology annotation, biological process: regulation of transcription by RNA polymerase II; anatomical structure development. The record is from RefSeq and is a predicted model, not a curated record. Gene Ontology annotation, molecular function: DNA-binding transcription factor activity, RNA polymerase II-specific; RNA polymerase II cis-regulatory region sequence-specific DNA binding.
GAUUGGCUUGAUGAAGCGUGAUUGGCAGGUUAGUCCCCGCCCCGCCCCCGCCCCCGCCCGGAGGGAGGCUGAGCCCCGGGCGGCGCUGUCCACACGCAGCGGGUCCUGAAAGCGGCUCCGGGGCGGCGCGGUGGCGCACUGUGCGCGCCGAGCAGGCGGAGGGCUAGCGCCGGCGGCGGCGGCGGAAGCGCGGGCAGUCAAAGCCGACAGCGACUCCAUCUCAGCACCGGCAGUCCCGGCGGCCUUGGUGGAAGGGACCUUCGGCUCUCUCCUCUGUCCCUCGCUCCACGCCUGGGGCAGGCGAGGCGGCCGUCCUGGAAGAGGCAGCUGAAAGACAGUCGAACCAGACCCCCGAGAGAGGACAGCGGGGCUCGAAGAGUUGGUGGGCGCGAGGCAGAUACUCAGGCGAGGAAGAGACCGUCGCUGUUGUCCCCAUCCUGGUCACAGCGAUGGGGGAGCAGCGGGGCCCGCGGGAACUUUGAAGAUAGCGGGUCCCGGGCGUGAGGGCUGCAAGCUCCCGGGGCCUCUGGAGUCUCGGCCCCAGAGUCAGCGGCGGAAGCGUCUCCGAAACCGCCGGGGCCCCAGCGCGGCCGGAGAGGAAGUUCUUUGCAACUUCGUUCGAGACGUCGGAGAGCCGGGUGGAGAGAGGCUGAGGUGGCAAGUGCGAGGCGCAGAGACUCAGGGAAGCAGAGAGAGAAAGGAUCCGGGUAGACCGAGAGGUCGAGGAGACUCCAGAGGCAGUGAGGCCGCGGAACCAGCCUGGCAGCCCGCGGGCCUCGCUGCGCCCCGAGUGAGCCAAGGGCUGCGUGUCCCGCAGGCCUCCUCCAAGCCGCUCCUACCGGAGGCCGGGGACUCCUAGCCGUCCCGGAACCGGGCCUCUACGCUAUGCCCCCGAGGCUGCGUGCGCCUUGGCCGCAGCUACCCCGAGAAGGGUCCGGAGCCGCCGCCUGAGCCAGCCCAGGAGGGAAGCCACCAGGAGUUGGGCGCCCGCUGGCAGCCGGACUGCAGUAGCGACGUUCCUGCCUCCAGGCGCAGCAAUCGGCGGUCUCCGGCCGGGCGGCUCUGAGAGAGGCCCCAAAGCUCCAGCGGCAUUUUCUGAGCCCAGCUCGUACAGUGCCUGGCCUGACGGCGCGGCUCCCCAGCCCCACUGGGCAGCCCCCUGGCGCCGGGAGGCGGCGGCGUGGGCCGGCCUGCAGUCUGGAGCGCCCCGAUGGAAAUACACUGUAAGCACGACCCGUUUGCAUCCAUGCAUAGACAUGGAGGAGUGAAUCAGCUUGGGGGGGUUUUUGUGAACGGACGGCCACUCCCGGAUGUAGUCCGCCAGAGGAUAGUGGAACUUGCUCAUCAAGGUGUCAGGCCCUGCGACAUCUCCAGGCAGCUUCGAGUCAGCCAUGGUUGUGUCAGCAAAAUCCUUGGCAGGUAUUACGAGACGGGGAGCAUCAAGCCUGGGGUAAUUGGAGGAUCCAAACCAAAGGUCGCCACACCCAAAGUGGUGGAAAAAAUCGCUGAGUAUAAACGCCAAAAUCCCACCAUGUUUGCCUGGGAGAUCAGGGACCGGCUGCUAGCAGAACGCGUGUGUGACAAUGACACCGUGCCCAGCGUCAGUUCCAUCAACAGGAUCAUCCGGACAAAGGUGCAGCAGCCGCCCAACCAGCCGGUGCCGGCUUCCAGCCACAGCAUAGUGUCCACGGGCUCAGUGACGCAGGUGUCGUCGGUGAGCACGGACUCAGCCGGCUCCUCGUACUCCAUCAGCGGCAUCCUGGGCAUCACGUCCCCCAGUGCUGACACCAACAAGCGCAAGAGAGAUGAAGGUGUUCCGGAGUCCCCGGUGCCCAACGGCCACUCCCUGCCGGGCCGAGACUUCCUCCGGAAGCAGAUGCGAGGAGACCUGUUCACGCAGCAGCAGCUGGAGGUGCUGGACCGCGUGUUCGAGAGGCAGCACUACGCGGACAUCUUCACCACCACGGAGCCCAUCAAGCCCGAGCAGACCACUGAGUAUUCAGCCAUGGCCUCGCUGGCUGGAGGGCUGGACGACAUGAAGGCCAACCUGACCAGCCCCACCCCAGCUGACAUCGGGAGCAGCGUGCCAGGGCCGCAGUCCUACCCCAUUGUGACAGGCCGCGACUUGGCGAGCACGACUCUCCCCGGGUACCCUCCGCACGUCCCCCCGGCCGGACAGGGCAGCUACUCAGCGCCGACGCUGACAGGGAUGGUGCCUGGGAGUGAGUUUUCCGGGAGCCCCUACAGCCACCCUCAGUACCCCUCGUACAACGACUCCUGGAGGUUCCCCAACCCGGGGCUGCUCGGCUCCCCGUACUAUUACAGUGCCGCUGCCCGGGGGGCUGCCCCGCCUGCAGCUGCCACUGCCUACGACCGCCACUGACCCUCGGAGCCAGGCCGGCGCCAAGCACUUACAACACAUAUCACUGAGGGCCAUAGCCUCCCAGCCCCUCUGAAGACAGCCAGAAGGGCCCAACGAGACUGCCCCCAGCAACCCCCCACUUGCCUGAAACUCCCUCCUCCCUUUGCCUGCCAGGACUCUGGGGUUCUGUGGUGGGGCUGUGGGACUUCUAGACACCUUCCAUUUCUAAGAGUCAAUUGAUGAGCUUCUCCCAAUGGCAACUGGGUCUCUGCAAACCAACAGACUGUUCUGCAGACAACUGCAGCCCCCAGAGCAGCCCGCCAGUCCCCCAGCUAUCUGCCCCUCCGUCAGUCUUCCUGCCCCAGGCCUGGGAAAGAGAGCUUGCUUUUGUUGCUUCAACAGCACCCAUGUAAAUACCUUCUUGCUUUUUCGUGGGCCUAAGGGUCCAACUGAGCAGACUGCCCACCUGUGAUGCAUCCUGCACUCCCAAAGCAUCACAGGGCAUCUUAGACGUCUACUGUGUGCAGGUGUCCCCUUGGCCCUGGGUGCACCCCGUCAGGUGGACUUGGAGCUGUCCUUGAGACUGAGGAUACCCACCUCGGGGCACCAGCCUCCUGCUCAUCGCUACUUCUUUAAUGUCUUGACUGGGAGUCUCAUUGGGCUGGUUAUGCACCAAGCCCCCCCACCCCCUCCCCAGACCCUUCCCCAAGAGAAACACACUUUGGGAGGACACCCUGGCUUCCUGCCUCCAUUUCCCUGGGCCCAGUGCAGUGCAAGCAGCGAUUUUCUGUAUCAAAGGACUCAAAGAACUGUAGGGGCAAUCCCUCAGCCACGGUUCUAAGGAUGUCAUCCCAGACGCCGACUGCAUGGUGGACUUUGGAUGUGAGUUCUGCAUGGGACCUAGGAGAUCAUGGUCCACGGUGGGGCCAGAGGCUCUCUUGCCUCCUCAGCCCCUGGAACCACUGACCUGAACUGGAAUGUGUUCUCUGAAGUGUACCCAGGCUCAGAUCACAUUGGACACCCAUCAUCGACACUUCUCCCCGCCCAGGACACCAGCAAGUGGAUUCUGGGCAAGCUUGUCCCUGCCAUGUAGACAGUGACUAAUGGAAAGGACUUUCCUGCACUGAGGACAACAAACAGCUACAUCAGUCAGCCUGAACUUCCCGAGCAGCCCCUCGUGACCUCCUGGAGCUUGGCGUGCGGCUGGGAACAGAGAGCCGGGGUAGGGGCAGAUGCCUGACCUCACGUAGUGGGUAGCCGCCUGUUGAUGCAAGGGGGGCCGUGAUGUCAGGGCUAUGGCCAAGGGGCGGUGAGGCCCCUUGGGAGCCUGGAGGGGGAGCUUGGAGAACUGACCGUGGGUUGGAGCUGUCAGAAGAAGCCACCUGAGGAUACGGGGGAUGGAAGAAGGCCUCCUGGGAGAGGGGCAGGACAGGCAGUGCAGAGCUGGUGUGUGAACCGGGGGUGGUCCCAGGGGCCACCGUCUCUUUGCCUGGGGCCUCAAUUCCCCGCAUAGUCUCUCUGGCCAACUCAGAAGAGCCAGGUGGAGGCCCUGUCCAAAUCUGGGCUGAAUUGUAGCAAUGACAGUAGACUUUGCUGCCUCAUGUGACAGUGUCCUCAAUGUCUGCAUGUCACCAAGUUGGCAAAGAGCUAGGGCAGAGAGAGCCCACAUUUGAGGUUAUGGGCCUGAGAAGUCUUGUCCUGGCUGCACCUCUGCCUUGCUGUGGGACCUCAGAUAAGACCUUUCACCUCUCUGAGCCUCAGCUGCCUUGGUCCAGCAGAGUCACUUGCAGGGCCACCCAACCUCUCUCCUUCCCUUCCUCUCUCCCAGGCUGCAGGGCUGUGACAGGUCAUCUGGGACACAGCCUCCACUGCUGAGUGAGCAUAUAGGGAUAGGCACCUGAUCCUGCUAAUAUUCAGACCAAGUGGGAAACGAACACCCAGAGGGCUGGGAAUCAGCCUGAGGAGGACCUACUCCAGCCCCCAUCCAGGAGACUGAAGCCCGACGUGGGGAAGCCCAGGUCCAUUCAGGGAGACAGAGCAGACCUCCUCUGGCCACCAAUUGUUUUCCCCCCAAUAUCCCUACAAGGUAGUAGGAUGGAAGAGGAAACUGAGGCUCAGCAAGGUGGAAUCCCCAGGCAAAGACUGGCAGAGGUGGGGCUGGGACUCAGCCCCCUGAGCCCUGGCACAUGGUGAUCCUCCCAUCCCUGGGGAGGGGCGUUGACUGUGAGGGCAGUGAGAGAUGCUUCUGGGCCCACUGCCCCAGAUUUGGUUUCCUGGGCUGUUAGAACCACUGAGGAAGCCCAGGACCCCGGGCAGAAGAGGAGCCAGGGAGCUCACGCAGGCACACCUACCCCCGGAGCCUGCUGGCAGAGGGAGGUGGCUGGGAUGAAUUGACUCCACCCUCCACCUGCCAGGUGUGGUAGGAGCAGGUGUGUUACCUGGCCCCUUCCCCCGCCCCCCUCCCUCAGGAAGUGGUGGGGUCGGAGUCUGCUGCAUAGCCCUCUUGGCCUCUUGCACCCACAUCCUUGGGUCUUGGUCCCUCCUGUGGCCUCAGGCUGCUGGAAGGAGGUUAGCCUUCCCUGGACCAGCUGCCUAAGGCACACAGCAUCCUCCCUCGGCAAAGCCUACCUGGCCCAGGCAUGCCCCUCCACCCCUCCUGUUCUCCUCUUGCCCUGACAAGACCCCUCCACACCUCUCCUCUCCCUUGAGGCUCUGCUGGUCCUCAGAUCACAUUUGUGUUUGUUAGACACCCACUCGAUUCCUGGGCUGCCAGGCAGAAGCACAAGAGCACACGGAUGCACACGCACGUUCUCACACACGCACCUGCUCUCACCAGCUGAGUCCCCACGCUGCCCGGCGGGCGGCCUGGGAACCUGGAGAGGAGGGUCCGAAGGACUGAAGCCGUUGGGUAGCUGCCAGAGAGUUCCACGUGGAAAUCAAGGCCAGGGCCUUCACCAGCAUUGGGGCCGGAGGCCAGGGCGUUCCUCAUGGCCUUCAGCCCCGUGUUCCAGCUCUGACUUUUUUAAAAGGACAUUGUGGAUUUUAUGAAACAUUUCAUACCAUUAGUCUAGCUCCAACCUGGAAAAUCUGAUGACAUAUCAAAUCCGACACCCUCCCCAGGCGCCUUAGUCAGGGUUGGCCCUUUUGGAACCGCCGUUUGUGCAGGGCUUUGCAGUCCCCCGCCGUCCGCUGGGGCAAAGAGCACAGAGCCCAUCCCACAGAUGGGAAGACUGAGAUUCUGGGCUCACAGGACAAGGCAGAUCUCCAGGCCCCGUUCUCUCUCCACAGAAUUGUGCCUCUGUCCUGGGAAUGUAUGGCCUGGAGACACCCUUCAAUCCCCUGGAAGCCCCCAGACCUAUAAUGAGGAAGGAAAGAACAGGGAGCCACAGGCUGGCCCAACGGAGGGGCCCGGGGGUUGUGGCUUUGCUGGUUCAACUCGAUGUGCAUUAACACCCAAGCCUGCAAAGUCUUUGGCCAGCUUCACAGCAGCACGUCUGAGGUUUCAUCCAGACGCCUUCCCUGCUGUGCCCCGAGGCUCGGAGGGCUUGCACUUGCCCAAGGCCACACCACAGCCCUGAGAGGGCCUGGACGUGGGCCCAGCUCAGACUCCAGGGCCCAGGGCUCCAGGGUCAUGAGAUGUCUCAUCACUCUUUUAUUUAUCCUUCCCGCUAUGGAUCAGACUCCAGGCCUGCCUGUGACAAUAUGCAGGUGUCCCCGAGCAGAGCCACUGGGUGCCCACGGGCCUAGGAAACGCAGAUCAGAAUCCCAGGCCAGGCAGGUGGAGUGAUGUUGCCCCUCGGGCAGGGUGGCAGCGUGAGUGGUGGGACCCGAGACAUGCAGAGCAUUUGCUGCAUCCAACAGCAUUCAAGUGAGAGCUUUUCCAAUGCUCUUCUAGCCAAGAAAACAUGUCUGUGGGCGAGAUUUCACCCACUGGCCACCAGCUUCUGACCCCCGAUCUUUGUCCGGUGCCUCCUUUCUUCUUCACCUCCUUGCCCUUCAGUGCAGAUUUGGGGGAAAUGGGAGCCCAGAGAGAGGAGAGACAAGCGUCGGGUUGUCCGGCCAGUCGGUGUCAGGAACAGACCCCGGCCCCCGUGCCCUGCCUCCUCAUCCUGGGCUCUCGCAGGCUGGGCUUGGAAGGUGAGCCGGUGGAAUGUUGGGGGCGGUGGGGGUGGAGGGUCUGUGGGCUCUGAGGGAAGUCAGUGCUGUGGGGGCCUCUCCCACGUGCAGAGAAGAGCCGCAGAUGUGACCACGGGGCACUGAGGGGUGAAAUCCCUUUAUGAGGAGUCAUGUCUCGGAGCCACUGCCCUGCCUUUGGCAGCCCCUGGCACCCAGCUGCCUCCUUCUGGAUGACAUUUCAGUCAGAAUUUAGCUCCAAGCCAUGGGGAGCAAAUCUUAAAAACAAACCAAGCACUCCUGACAAAUACCUGGAAACAAGAAAUGUCCGAAACACAGCUUCCCCACAAGUAGAGAGAAACUCAGGCCCCUGGGUAGUCCAGGCCCUGGCUGGAGCUGGUGGAUGCCACAGCACUCUGGGCUGGACCAGUUCCCCGUGGCCCUGCUACGAGGCCAUCUCUGCAGCCUCGGCCUUGUCAUCCAUCUGGGCACCUGCCUCUGAUGGUUUCCAGGCACGCACACCAGUGCUCCUAGAAAAUUUAUUCCUUUAGUUCUUUUGGCCUCAGAGAGGUCCAAGGCAAAUGCAUUCCUUAAAAGCUAACAAAAUAUGUUGUUGGAAAGUUGGACAGUCAGGCCACGACUCCCAGCCCACAGUCUGCCCCACCUCCCGCAGCCCUUCAGUACCUUGUCCCCUGAUGUCCUCGCACCUCAGGAUUCCCCUUUGCAUAUUCAUGAUGGAGCCACAGUGUUGAUCCUCACUUCCCCAUUGUCAGCUCACGGCUGCGCCUCCAGAGUGGCGGCCAGUCCCCAGGGGCCGCUGCAGAGGACUGGAAGCGAGUCCCUUGCCCGCCCGCUCUCCUGACAAGGGUCUGCCGCUUUUCUCACAUGGCUGCUUGCUGGGAGCAGGUAGACACCAGUCUUUACUUCAUUUGCUGUAAUUUUUCCGCACUUGGGUCCUGUUCCUGGACGCCUGCUGGAUCAAAAGGGACCUCAGGGCCACACCCCUGCCAUUCUAGUGUUUCAAUCCAUAUGUUCCCAGGGGUCCCGUUGAGCCCGUCUCCGCGAUGGGGGUAAAGGUAACCUCCAUUCGCUACAUCCAAAUAGUCUUCCCACAUCGCAGACCCCUGAGCGGCACCAGGAGAAAAUGCAGCUGUUCCUCCAUUUCCUGGGGGAAUCUCACAUUCUACAGUGGAGCUGGUCAGGUAGUGUAUUUGGCCUGUGGGCAGGAGAAAGAGGGCCGGAUCCCCCCUUUCAGCUUUGGGCAGCUCUGGGCAUGGCAGGGGGAGGGAAGCGUGUGGACCAGCAGGCAGAGGGACAGCUCGGGAAUAGGGCACCCUCACCCCGACUCUGAGGCCUGGCUGGAAGGGGCAAGCUACAGCCUCCCCCAUUCAACCCCUGGCCCACCCAGUCCUGCAACUACGGCCGCCGGGCCACACUCAUCCCCAAAUUGCCACGCUUGUGGCCACGUCCCUCAUCUUCUCCAGAAGCACCGUUAAGAACAAGUGAUUUUGGAGGAUGGAUUUUUGAUUUACAAAUGGUGCAUUUCCCUUGGAGUGGAACAGAAAGGAAACCAUUUAAUGGCUCCCUUAUUUUCAAGCAUGAAUACAUUUUAAUGAAACUAUUUUAUUGUAUUUGAGGAAAUGGAGAGUUGAAUAUUCCAACCAAUCAAUAGCCAAUUAAUUGCUAUACAGCUAAAAAGAAAAUAAAUAAGUCCUGAAUCUAUUUGAAAUGCCCUGCAAAGCUCAGAGCCUCCAAAUCGGGCCUCCCCCGCGAUGCGUGCGCAUGUCAGUAUGUACAUGCACACACGCACGCACACCCCUACACCUCAGACAUACUUGAAACUCAGACAGUGCUGACUGUCCUCAUGCCGGUUCUUGCCUGCUCUCCUGCCUUUGGUCAGAGACGGUGAGCAGACCUGGCAGCAGCCCGUCCUGGGGCUCGGGAAGAGGCCCCAGCUGCCAGCAUGGUGUGGGGGAGCGGGCAGCGAGGGCCCUGCCUUGUGGCCCCGGCUGCUGGGCCUCCAUGCUUGGGCCCGGGGUAGAAAUCUGACCAGGUUUUGCCCUGACUCUUGCUGGAAGAUGCUGCCCUGGCUUUUCACCCUCUAGUGGCCUUUGGACAUUGAGCAUUUGUAGAAAUGCAGAUUACAUUGCAAAUGGAAUUCUUUGCCAGGAAGACACAUGGAUUUUGCUUUUCAUUCUUUGAGACAGCUGACUUGGUCUUAGGGACUGAACUUCCAGCAUCAGAGAAAUACAUAUCUACUGUAUCCACCAAAGUUUGUGAUGCCUGCAUAGACGAUUACUUGUAAAAAAAAAAAAAAAAA